Ilex paraguariensis (yerba mate) is the source of this 2005-nucleotide messenger RNA. NCBI's taxonomy places the organism in Eukaryota, Viridiplantae, Streptophyta, Magnoliopsida, Aquifoliales, Aquifoliaceae. The record is from the annotation of a GenBank genome assembly.
AUUCUGUCCUUCAUGGUUUAUCCCUUGAUGGAUUGGAAAGAAUGGUGCAUAUGUAGCUCUCUGAAUUAUAACACGGGAUUUGGAGGAAAAUCUUGAUUUUAAACCUUCUUCUCAGCAGGAGGAGGAGAAGAAGGAGAAUAGUUUGGUUUGUGGGUAUCAGGUCUUCUAGAGAGUAAAAAUGGAGGAAGAUGCUAAUUCUUGGAUAAGGAGAACCCAUUUUUCACACACCAUUUAUCAUCGGUUGGAUGCAGCAAGAUUGGCCUCCGCUUCUUUCACAAGUCAGCCAAAUCGAAUUUCGGGUGUGAAAUCAAGACCCGGAACAGCCUCUGUUUAUGCUAGGUCAGGCGCAGAAAGUGUACUGAUUCAGCAAAAUCCUGUCACAAACAAGCAAAGGGCUGUAUCACCUCUCCCAGAAAGCAAGCUUUCUGAUACCUUUAAGGAAGCUCGGUCCAAUCGAAAGAGAUUCUCAACUCCACAUCCUAGAAGGAAAGAGCAUGAGACGUGGAUUGUAGGCAAAUUGUUUCACAAAGAUUCACAAGGAACCAAGGGACUUGAUUCAAAGUCACCUUUGAAUACUAGCCCCCUUAGGCACUUCUCUUCGAUGAAAAUUAGUGAUAAAACGAAGAACAAGAAGGAAUUUGUGUGGACAAAGUAUUUUGACAAUGGUGGAGGAAGGGUUACCUCUGUGGAAACAGCAGAUGAGUAUAUGGUUGAUCUUUCAAAGCUAUUUCUUGGCCUUAGAUUUGCUCAUGGGGCACAUAGUCAGCUUUACCAUGGGAUAUAUAAGGAUGAACCUGUUGCGGUGAAAAUUAUCAGGGUUCCAGAUGAUGACGAAAAUGAAGAGUUAGCAGCUCGGUUAGUGAAACAAUUCAAUAGGGAAGUCAUUCUCUUGUCUCGACUCCACCAUCAGAAUGUCAUAAAGUUUGUAGCAGCAUGCAGAAAGCCACCCGUUUAUUGUGUUAUCACAGAAUAUCUAUCAGAGGGGUCCUUGAGGGCAUACUUGCACAAGCUUGAGCAUAGAUCUCUUCCCUUACAGAAAUUAGUCACUUUGGCUUUGGAUAUAGCUCGUGGAAUGGAGUACAUACACUCACAAGGUGUUAUUCAUAGGGACCUCAAACCUGAGAAUAUACUUAUUAAUCAAGAAUUCCAACUGAAAAUUGCUGAUUUUGGAAUAGCUUGUGAGGAGGUAUACUAUGAUCUUCUGGCAGAUGACCCAGGUACUUAUCGUUGGAUGGCACCUGAGAUGAUCAAACGUAAGUCCUAUUGCCGUAAGGUUGAUGUAUAUGGGUUUGGACUCAUUUUAUGGGAAAUGGUAUCUGGAACUAUCCCUUAUGAGGAUAUGACACCCAUCCAAGCUGCUUUUGCUGUAGUGAAUAAGAAUUUGAGACCAGCUUUCCCUGGGGACUGCCCUCAUGCCAUGAGAGCUUUAAUUGAGCAAUGUUGGUCUUUGCACCCCGAGAAGAGGCCUGAGUUCUGGCAGGUGGUGAAGGUAUUAGAGCAGUUCGAGUCAUCACUUGCCCGGGAUGGAACCCUAGAUCUGGUACAAAACCAAACAUGUCAUGAUCAUAAGAAAGGGCUUCUUCAUUGGAUUCAAAAGCUUGCUCCAACGCAUCAUGAUAGUUCAUCCAUGCCUAAACCUAGAUUCACAUGACUUUUCCCAUUGAUCUGGAUUUGGUAGUUUCAACAGGUCACAACGUAAUUAAAAAGAUACGAGAAUCCACAAAGGAAAAGUGAAGGAGAUGAUGACAUUAAUGUCGAUGUCUGCUUUCUUAUUGCGCGUCUGUAUCCCGUGGUUUCAUUUUCAUGGGGUUCAGGUUUUGAGAGGAUGGCUGGGUGAAUGGUUCCAUACCCUUUAAAGUGAAAGGGAAGCAGUUAAAAAUCACAUUGUCAUGUCCUUACAUUGAUUGAGUUGCCAGUUGAAGUUUAUGAUUGCAUCAAGUUGCUGAGAUUUGAGUUUCUUUCUUUCGUUUGGCAUAACACAUGGUCAUGUGACUUCCUUACCACC